GCAUCAGUACAUCGCUCUCGGACUGAGCCCACUGCUUAAAGCGCCAAGAUAGAGGACACCGGGGUCAUGGCGGGGUUUCUGGUUUGGUUCUGGAACGAGAGGUUUUGGCUCCCUCAUAAUGUGACCUGGGCCGACCUUAAAAACACGGAGGAGUCCACGUUCCCGCAGGCGGAGGAUCUGUAUGUGGCGUGUCCUCUGGCCUUCUGCAUCCUCAUCAUGCGCCUGGUGUUUGAGAGGUUUAUCGCAAGACCAUGUGCUCUGGGAUUGAAGAUUCAGGCAAAUGGUCCUCAGAAGGCUCCACAUAAUGCCAUACUGGAGAAAGUCUUCACUGCUAUCACCAAGCAUCCUGAUGAGAAGAGGUUAGAGGGCCUGUCAAAGCAACUUGACUGGGACAUGAGGACAAUCCAGCGCUGGUUUCGACAGAGACGUAAUCAGGAGAGGCCGAGCACUCUGACCCGCUUCUGUGAGAGCAUGUGGAGGUUUACAUUUUACCUGUACAUAUUUACCUUUGGGGUGCGGUACCUUAAAAAGAGCCCUUGGCUGUGGAACACUAGAGAAUGCUGGUACAACUACCCAUAUCAGGCUCUAACAGUGGACCUGCAUUAUUACUACAUAGUGGAACUGUCUUUCUACCUGUCGCUGCUCUUCUCUCAGUUUACAGACAUCAGGAGGAAGGACUUUCUGAUCAUGUUCAUGCACCACAUUGCCACCAUCUCUCUGAUCUCACUCUCUUUUGUAAACAACAUGGCUCGAGUGGGCACGUUGGUCAUGUGCCUACAUGAUGCUGCAGAUGUACUUUUGGAGGCAGCUAAAAUGGCCAACUAUGCCAAGUGCCAGAGGCUUUGCAAUCUCCUGUUCAUCAUGUUCGCCCUGGUUUUCAUCAGUUCCAGGCUGGGGUUAUAUCCUGUAUGGGUUUUGAACACCACUUUGUUCGAGAGCUGGGAGAUUGUGGGGCCGUACCCAUCCUGGUGGGUGUUUAACAUCCUGCUUGUGCUGCUUCAGGCCUUACAUACAUUUUGGUCCUAUCUCAUAGUGAAGACAACCUGUAAGUCAAUCUCCAGAGGAAAGGUGUCAAAGGACGACCGCAGUGACAUCGAGUCAAGUUCUGAUGAAGAGGAAGUGGCGCCAUCUUCCCACAAACACCACACUAAUGGUACCAACGGGGCUCACGGCUCUAACGGCUUCCUGUGCUCGUCCCUGUGUCCUGAUGAACACUAAACGUCCUCCAGCCCACUGCGGCCUGCUUUGUUAGCCUGUACAGUACUCAUACACGUCUAAACAUGAACAACGUUGCCUGUAUGCUACUGCAAGUUCUACAACAGGAUUGGUUUUAUAUUGUAUUGUUUAUAGCCACUUAGUUGAACAUCAGUUGGUUCUUCUUCUAGCUUUAGCCACUCUUGUUUUUUGUGAAUGAAAAUCUCUCAUCAUGCUAGCAUGCUGCUGUGGUCAUGUAGUUACGGAUAAAUGGGAGCGUAACAUGGUUUUAUUUAUUUAUUUUUAUAUCUAUAUAUGUUUAGGUUUAUUGUCCAUUUCACUGUUUAAAGUGGUGCACUAUACAGUAUAACAAUAAGUCACUAUUUCAAGAUUCACCAGUACAACAGCUUUUACAUACGAUACGUAUUGUGUUUUUAAAUUCUUUAUCAUGAUUUUAAAUCCAGUGAAUGCUGUUUAUUACGCUCACCGGUACAAUGUAUGAAAUGCUUUAUACGAAAUGCCAACACCAACUUCUGUAUUUGCACUAGUGAGAUGAUUCUGUAACAGUAUUAUGUGCUCAUGUGUUUACUUUGCUGUAUUUUUAUCCACUUCAAAUCAGGUAUUGCUCUGUGAUCGUACCUACAGUUACUUUCAUCAUUUACAUUCAUUAUACAUUAUGUUUGAAAACUAAAAAUGCCAAAAAGCAGGUGAAACCCGGUCCAAGAAAAACUAGUCCUGACAGUUCAAUUAAAAUUUAAAGAAACUGUAUGACAUGACCUAUUACUAAUAGUCUUAUCAUGAUUUAAAUACAAAACUUAAAACUGAUGUCAUGGAACUGAUUGCUAAUAACAGUUUAAUUUUGUAA
This is a messenger RNA of Trichomycterus rosablanca, 2059 nucleotides long. It is a transcript of the gene cers6, whose product is annotated as ceramide synthase 6. Bases 67 to 1218 code for a protein of 383 amino acids. Lineage: Eukaryota; Metazoa; Chordata; Actinopteri; Siluriformes; Trichomycteridae. Gene Ontology annotation, molecular function: DNA binding; sphingosine N-acyltransferase activity. Gene Ontology annotation, cellular component: membrane. The record is from RefSeq and is a predicted model, not a curated record. The transcript has 10 exons. Gene Ontology annotation, biological process: ceramide biosynthetic process.